Cinara cedri is the source of this 1934-nucleotide messenger RNA. The record is from the annotation of a GenBank genome assembly. NCBI's taxonomy places the organism in Eukaryota, Metazoa, Arthropoda, Insecta, Hemiptera, Aphididae.
AUGGACGAAAUCAAUAAAAAUCUUCAAUUCCUUAUACCCUCUUCAGAGAUCAUUAAAAAAACAUACUUAAAACAAUGCAGUGAAGACGUAUCUCGAUUUUUGUCGUUGGAAUCAAAAUUCGAUUGGAACAUUAUUACAGAAGUGGAUUUGAGUUUUUUAAAUAUUGUACACAUUUGUAACUUCACAUUAGUUACAAACCUAAAGUAUUUAAGAUUGGCUCAAAACAAGAUACAAACGAUCGAAAACCUAGAUCAGCUUACAAAACUAGAAAAAUUAGACUUAUCGCAUAAUAAUAUAUUGAAAAUUGAAAAUCUAGACAAUUUGACCGCGCUAACAUUUAUUAGCUUAAGUGGCAACAAGAUUUCAAAGUUGGAAAACUUGGAUACAAUUUCACAACUACAAACUCUACUUAUCAAUGAUAAUAAAAUAACUAAUAUUGAUGAAUUAUUCUAUUUGACACGUUUUAAGUACUUAAAAGUUUUGGAUAUUAUGAACAAUCCUGCCACUGAAUACUUUACGCCGGCCGACUUUGAAGCUAAAACUGUUAAAUUUCCAAAUUUACAGUACAUCAACUCUAAACGUAUACCAAAAUCGAUGAUACUUCUGCCGGAAAAUGAACUGGAGUAUAAUCGCCAUAAUUUAUCACAGGCACCAGAUGAACGCCAAGACAUUUUAACUGAUGCGAAUGGUGAACAAUUUAUGUAUAAUGUAAUAUAUAAAGAUGAUAAUGCUUGGAAAAUACUUAGUAAAUUGAAUAAAAACGUGCUGAAGUCUUUUGUAGAAUAUGAAAAACAAAUUAAGGAGAAUGCAAUUGCUUUGAAUAUAAUAAGAUUGAAAAAGUAUAAACUUGUUUAAAAAAUAAAACAUAUAUUGUUUAAACAUAUAUUAUUACAUACUGUAUUUAUUAUUAACUUUCAGAAUCGAUGGUCAAGAAGAAAAAUCGUUAAAGUUUAAAAUGGCUUAUUACACAUUUGAAAGAGAGUGGACAAAUAAAAAUCGUAAGCUGAUAAGAGAACACGAUGAAAUUACACAAAUGAGAAUCAAAGUACGUAAAGAUAACGAAAACGGAUCUGUAAUAACGAUCAAUAAUUCUGGAAAUUUAUUUUCACAUCGAUCAUUGGAUUUGGAUCCAAUAGAAUCUGUUACAUUAGAAUUGGAGGAUGAAAUGAUAGCUUUGACCGAUCGUUUGCAUAUGAAUAAUAUUUAUAUAAACGAGUCUCUCAUGUCAAUGAUUUCCAAAUAUGAAAGUAAACUGGAAGAUGAAUUAAAAAUGUUUACCGAAUCGGUAGCUGCAAUAUAUGCCAAUAUCCGAAAAUCUGAAACUGACUAUUCACAAAUAUUGAUGGACAACGUAAGGGCGACCGUAAAUAAUCGCCAAAAAGUUAUACCACAAGAAAUCACGAAUCGAUUUGAAAAUAAGUAAUUACCUAAAAUAUUAUUAUAGUUAUGAAGGAGACAAUUAGUUAUUAAAUUAAAAACAAUUAUAUCUAUUUGUUUUCAAGAGUAAUUUUAGUCGGAUUGAUAAAUGGCGAUAAAUAAGAAUCCAUAAAAAUAAUACUUACUGUGUGGUGGUAACUUUUUUUUAAUAUUGAAAAACAAAAUUAAAUUAACUGUUUUACAUAUCCUGAUUUACCUAUGUUUUAUGACUUAAGUUAUUUAAUGCUAUUACAUACUAUAUUUACGAUUUCACGGGGAUUUCAACUUUUAGAUAUGAAAUCAUAGACGCCGCAAGUGAAUCCGGUGAAAAACACUUGGAACAGAUUUACAAACAUGAGGAAAAUCUUAUUUCGGACACAAAGAAAUGGACUAAAAAGACAAUUGACGAUUUGAAAAUUACCGAGAAAAAAAGAUUUUGGAUGGUAAUUGAAGAAAUUAGAAAAUAUCAUGACACAAAUACGGAUAGCAGCCAAACACUCGAACAAGAAUUAACAUAA